Phalaenopsis equestris is the source of this 1396-nucleotide messenger RNA. Its product is annotated as LOB domain-containing protein 30-like. Gene Ontology annotation, cellular component: nucleus. Lineage: Eukaryota; Viridiplantae; Streptophyta; Magnoliopsida; Asparagales; Orchidaceae. Gene Ontology annotation, biological process: positive regulation of DNA-templated transcription; hormone-mediated signaling pathway. The transcript is spliced from 2 exons. Bases 221 to 937 code for a protein of 238 amino acids. The record is from RefSeq and is a predicted model, not a curated record.
GCGAAGCCCCACGCGUACAGUAACCCCAAACACGACCCACCACCAACAGGACAAAUCUCCAUUAAAAAAAUAAUCCCAUAGCCUUCUCCUCCCUUUCUUCUCCACACCCCGGUCUUCUCUGUCCCAGCACCGAACAGAUCAUCAGGUAUAAACAUAGAGGGAAAUAAGAGACAAAAAAGAGAAAAAAGAGGCGGAGAAACGCGCGCGCGCCGAAGGUGGCAUGAGUACUGGAAGUACAAGCAGCAGCGGAGGGGCCGGAGGAAGCGGCGGAGGUUCCGGAGUUGGUGGCGGAGGAGGCCCGUGCGGUGCGUGCAAGUUUCUUCGAAGAAAGUGCGUCAGCGGCUGUAUCUUCGCUCCUUACUUCGACUCGGACCAAGGAGCGGCGCACUUUGCGGCCGUGCACAAGGUGUUCGGUGCUAGCAACGUGUCGAAGCUGCUGCUACACAUCCCGGCGCACAAGCGCCCGGAUGCGGUGGUCACUAUCUGUUUCGAGGCCCAGUCGCGCCUCCGCGACCCCGUUUACGGCUGCGUGGCACACAUCUUCGCUCUUCAGCAGCAGGUUGUGAGCCUUCAGGCCGAGCUGUCUUACUUGCAGUCCCACCUUGCAACGCUGGAGCUGCCCACACCCCCUCCUCUACCACCGCCGCCACUCCCCCAAGCAAAUGCCUUCUCAAUGCCGGAGCUCCUCUCCUCAUCGAACCUCCCAUCUCAUUCCAACCUUGACCUAUCGUGGCUCUUCGACCCCCAGUUUCAAAUGCAGCAGCAGAAUCGACCAGCAGAGCUCCGGCAGCCACAGCAACUCGAACGUAGCGGUGAAAGGCAGGUGGGAGAGAGCUCCGGCAGUCACGGGGGAGGAGACCUGCAGGCAUUAGCUAGGGAACUAAUCGAAAGACACCGUUCAUCGUCAUCCGAUCACUCAUCCAAGCUGCCCAAGUAAAAAUCAAUCGCCACCCAUCUAUGAGACUAAUAGUAGUAAUGGUGUAGUAGUAACUAAUUAUCCUUCAUUGCUAAAAAGCUCCUUUUUUUUACUUCUAUCUCAUGAAAUCAUGUGUUGCAAGAAUAAAAUGUUACUGUUUUACCAUUGCCUUUUCACUUUUACCCAAAAUAUGGAGUACUCGAGGCUUGCUCACCGUUGAACAGUGAAGUGACUGUGUCGCUGUCCGAGAAGUACUUGGGAAUUUUUUCAUAUUAGAUUGAGGCAAUAAUGGGGAACAGAUAACAAUAAUCAUUGCCCAUUGAAAGAGGAAAAGGGUUUUUAUUUGACCAGGAGUAUGUUUAUUUGAGUUGCUUCUCCCACCUUAAAUUCGGGAUGUAUGUUCAUUCAGCAGCUGGGAACAUAAAGGCAAGCAGGCCCGGCAAGCGAUCAUUCAUUUUGUUAGUCUUUUCGGUGAUUCCU